Molecule: messenger RNA, 3221 nt
Organism: Chenopodium quinoa (quinoa)
Lineage: Eukaryota; Viridiplantae; Streptophyta; Magnoliopsida; Caryophyllales; Amaranthaceae
Product: DExH-box ATP-dependent RNA helicase DExH18, mitochondrial-like
Exons: 3
Coding region: 219-2555 (778 amino acids)
Biological process (GO): mitochondrial RNA 3'-end processing; RNA catabolic process
Cellular component (GO): mitochondrial degradosome
Molecular function (GO): RNA helicase activity; hydrolase activity, acting on acid anhydrides; ATP binding
Source: RefSeq, a predicted model, not a curated record
AGUGUAUACCAAUUAGAUGUUUAACAAUCUACUCUCCACAUAUGGUGGCCCAAUUCUAUGGCAUUCUUCGAACAUUUCGGCCUUUCUCGAUUUCCCGCUUUUCUCUCUCCUCCUUUCCGUCCACUAGCUUCUUCUUCAAAAAUCUCCAUUUUCAGACAAACGUCUGCUCUAUCUGCCUCUGCAAAUUCAGUCAUUCAAUGCUCAUCUAGCUUUCUUCAAUGGCGGGAGGCCGAUUGACGCAUUUUAUCCGUCGCUAUUCGUCCAAGCAAACCAUUUCUCAGGUUAGGGUUUUACUUUUAAACCCUAUUUGUCAUCUUCACAAUUAUUGUAUUCCAAGUAAUGGUUUUCCUUCGUCUUCUAAUUCGUUCUUAAGAGUGUCAUCGUUGUCAUUACUGCCAAAAUUUAAUGUAUAUGGUGUUAAGGCUUUUUCGACUUUUGUUGAAACUGAUGUUAAUGAAAGAAAAGACGAUAAUGUUAUUGUUGAUACCAGUGAUAUAGCUGCUAAUAAUGAUGGUUUAGUUGAUAAUGAUAUCACAAAUGAGCAUGAUGUUAAUAAUGGCGAGUUAAGUUCCUCUGGAAACUAUGAAGGGUUUGAGCAUGUUGCCUCGAUUGACCCCGUAGAAAUUUAUAGGCAGCUUUGUGAGUUGCCCCGGGAUGGGAAAUUAGGCAGGGAGGAUUGGGAGUUGUUGCAUGAUAUUUUUGGGCGUUUUUUGCGGUCUGCUUGGGCAACGAAUCAAGCUUUAGCUAUAUACAUUGGGGCGUCGAUUUUUCCAACUGCAGUACAUAAAUUCAGGGCUUUUUUCAUAAAACAUUGCCGGAAUGAUAUUGCUAAGUACUUGCUUUCUUUGGGACCGAGUGAUGAAGCGGAGAGGUUUUUGUUUCCCGUGUUUGUUGAAUUUUGUCUUGAAGAGUUUCCUGAUAAGAUUAAGAAUUUUCGAAGUAUGGUUGAAUCUGCUGAUCUUACCAAACCUCACACUUGGUAUCCCUUUGCAAGGGCAAUGAAACGCAAGGUUGUUUAUCAUUGUGGGCCUACUAAUAGUGGGAAGACAUAUAAUGCUUUGCAACGGUUCAUGGAAGCAAAGAAAGGGAUAUAUUGUAGUCCAUUGAGGUUGUUGGCGAUGGAAGUUUUUGAUAAGGUUAAUGAUCUCGGUGUUUAUUGUAGUAUGCUUACUGGACAGGAGAAGAAAGUUGUGCCCUUUUCUAAUCACGUUGCCUGCACGGUUGAAAUGGUGUCGACUGACGAAAUGUAUGAUGUUGCUGUUAUAGAUGAGAUACAAAUGAUGGCUGAUUCUUGCAGAGGAUUUGCAUGGACUAGGGCAUUAUUAGGACUAAAGGCUGAUGAAAUACAUCUAUGUGGUGAUCCAAGUGUAUUAAAGAUUGUUCGGAAGAUUUGUUCAGAUACAGGAGAUGAGUUGGUGGAACAGCACUAUGGUAGAUUUAAACCAUUGGUGGUUGAAGCUAAGACAUUGCAAGCGGAUCUUCGAAAUGUAAAGUCUGGUGACUGUGUAGUUGCGUUCUCCAGGAGGGAGAUUUUUGAGGUCAAAUUAGCUAUUGAAAAGCAAACUAAGCACCGUUGUUGUGUUAUUUAUGGUGCUUUGCCGCCGGAAACUCGCAGGCAGCAAGCUACUCUGUUUAAUGACCAAGAUAACGAAUUCGAUGUCUUAGUUGCUAGUGAUGCUGUAGGAAUGGGCUUGAAUCUUAACAUAAGAAGGGUAGUCUUCUAUACCCUUUCAAAGUACAAUGGGGACAAGGUUGUUCCCGUUCCAGCCUCACAGGUGAAACAAAUUGCAGGUAGGGCUGGUAGGAGAGGAAGUAUCUAUCCAGAUGGUCUUUGCACUACUUUGAAUAUGGAAGAUCUUGAUUAUCUAAUUGAAUGUCUAAAACAACCUUUUGAGGAUGUUGAGAAAGUGGGUCUAUUUCCAUGUUAUGAGCAAGUUGAGUUUUUUGCGGGGAAACUACCUGAUACAACUUUUGCUCAACUUCUUGAAAAGUUUGCUGAAAAUUGUCGCCUUGAUGGAUCUUACUUCUUGUGUCAACAUGCUGGUAUAAAGAAGGUCGCUAAUAUGCUGGAGAAAGUUCCGGGUUUAUCACUUGAAGAUCGCUAUAAUUUUUGCUUUGCUCCUGUUAACAUUCGAGACCCAAAGGCAAUGUAUCAUCUCCUAAAGUUUGCUUCAUCAUUUAGUCAACAGCUUCCUGUCAAUAUAGCUAUGGGCAUUCCUAAGAAUUCUGCUAAAAAUGAUUCAGAGCUAUUAGAUCUUGAGACUAAGCACCAAGUUUGUUCUAUGUAUAUGUGGUUGUCAAACCAUUUUAACGAAGAUAAAUUUCCUUAUAAGCUAAGGGCAGAAUCUAUGGCGUCUAAUAUUGCUGAAUUGCUGGGAGAAUCUUUAAGUAAAGCAACGUGGAAACCUGAAUCGAGAGGACCAAAUAGGAAGAAGCCUGAACAGAAGGAUGGAUAUGAAAGACCACGGUCACUUAUACAAAUAUUUGACAAGAAAAGGCAAGAUCAGUCCUUGGCACAGGAUAAAUCUGAUAAAUCUAAGAAGAUACUUGCAUAGUUUACUUGGUUUUUCAUCUUCACAAUAUGAUGGGAUUAAUGUGUGAUUUGGUUUGAUUUUUACUCUAUUUUAUGGGCUGCCUUGGAGAAGACCGAAAACCAACCUGCUGACAUUAAUAGUACAUGGGAGAUUUGAGAAGACUUUUAGCAGAAGUUGGGGGAACAAACGUAAGGUUUGGUUCAUUUCAGCAUGAAGAACCUAUUGAUUUGCCAAGUUGUGACAAUGUUAUUCAUAGAAACUGGGUCAGCAGUUUGAGGAGCAGUAUUGAUAGGCACACCUAUUUUAUGGAAAUGCAGUACUACACUUUACACCAAUCAAGCUAUUUACGUGCACAAAGAGUGGAUAAAUGUCUAACAGGAACAUAUAUAUAUGAAUGAAACCUAGGGACUUGUCACUUUGCCCUUCCCUAGUUUUGCAAUUUUGGUUAAAGCUUGGUGGUGAAAGAGGAAUUUCCGAGGAUUGUUUCUUAAGAUUGUUAUUAAACUAUUAAUACUAGUAGGUGUUAAUUCUGUAAUCUGCAUCUGAUUCUGAUUUUAGUGCAGGCUGAUGUUCAGAUUUGCUGACUAUAGUUUGAUAGGCGUUUCUUGCUGUCAGAUAAAAUUCUGUCAACAGUGAUUUUCGAGUUUUAGAAUGAAUAUGUGUUGUUCUCAGUUUUGUUAGCUUAAA